Molecule: messenger RNA, 2104 nt
Organism: Drosophila busckii
Lineage: Eukaryota; Metazoa; Arthropoda; Insecta; Diptera; Drosophilidae
Exons: 8
Coding region: 191-1873 (560 amino acids)
Biological process (GO): G protein-coupled receptor signaling pathway
Cellular component (GO): membrane
Molecular function (GO): G protein-coupled receptor activity
Source: RefSeq, a predicted model, not a curated record
UUUUAAACAAACUGUAGUGGCAACUGCUGGAACUGCAUGUGGGCGUGUCAAUUGCUGACAAAAGUCGAAUAGUCGAGCGGAGGCAGCAGCAGCAUUAAAAUUCGGUAGCUCGGCAAGCUCAAGUGACCAGGCGCAGCAGCUGCUCCGACUGCGGCGGUGGCAGCGGCGGCGGCGGCGUCGCUACGAAGAAAUGACAACAACAUUGGGAUGGCCGAUGCCGUUGCCAACGUUAGCGCUGGCAGCAACGUCAACAACACCAAUGCCAGCAACAACAACAACAACAGCAGCAGCAGCAGCAGAUGAAGCAGCAGCAACAACAACGUUUAUGCCUGUCGAUGCCAUUGCCGCUGCGAAAAUGUUUUCGGAUGCGGAUGUGGCGGAAGUGCGGCACGUUGUGCAACGCAUUUUGGUGCCGUGCAUUUUUGUUAUUGGACUAUUGGGAAAUUCAGUGAGCAUUUAUGUUUUGACGCGGAAGCGCAUGAGGUGCACCACAAACAUUUAUCUAACGGCUCUGGCAAUUACGGACAUUGCGUACCUGACCUUUGUAUUAAUUUUAUCACUCGUCCACUAUGAAUAUAUCAAAUACCAUUGCGAGCUAUAUUGGCAGCUCUAUGGCUUUAUACUUUGGCUCUGCGAUGCUUGCGCGUACAUCUCAAUUUACAUAGCCGUUUGCUUUACUAUCGAGCGAUUUAUAGCGAUACGCUAUCCGCUCAAAAGACAAACAUUCUGCACGGAGUCGCUGGCCAAGAAGGUAAUAGCAGGCGUUGCACUUUUCUGUUUGCUGACCACGCUCACAACAGCGCUGGAGCACACAUAUGACAUCGAUUGGAAAUUGAUUGAUGGCUCAUAUAGGCCCUGCAAUCUGACGCUGGCAAAUGUGUCGCCGCCAACGCCAGCCACGCCCACAAGCACGCCCUGGACAGCAGCAGGCGACAGUCGAAGCUAUUUGGAUUCAUACGAGUUGGGCAGCGGCAGCGGCAGCGAAGUCGGCGGCGAGUCAGACCACAUUCCAAGCAGACAGCGACGCAGCAGCAGCGCCACUCCGAGCGUGACUGCAGCAACAAUCGUGCAACCAAUGGCUGCUGCCACUGAAAGUUUGUUGCACUUGUCACGUGUCAGGCGCAGUGGCAGUGGCAGCGGCCGCGGCAGCGAGGACAACUUCAGCUCCGACUACAACAGCAGUGCAUUCGCAUUUAAUGUAACGGAAUUCUGUCAAAAUGUGACUUUUUAUAAAAACACCGCCUCCAGUCUGGGCAAGGAUCCGUUGUACUUGAACAUUUACAGUCUUUACUCGUUGGUGGUGUUUGUGCUGUUGCCGCUGCUGCUGCUGGCGACAUUCAAUUGUUUUCUCAUAUUGCUGGUGCAUCGCUCCAAGAGCGUCAGAGGCGAUCUAACCAAUGCCAGCAGCAUACGACGCACUAAGCGCAAAUCAAACUCUGGACUAACGGGCAGCGUAUCGCAGGAGAAUCGAGUGACUAUAACACUUAUAGCCGUGGUGCUGCUCUUCAUUGUCUGCCAACUACCUUGGGCCAUCUAUUUGCUGCUGCAGCAAUAUACGGAGAUUGAGCCGAACAUACAAAGAAUUGCAGGCAAUGUAUUCAAUUUGCUGGUGGCCAUCAAUGCGGCAGCGAAUUUUUUCUUAUAUUGCGUGCUGUCGGAUAAAUAUCGCAAGACGGUGCGUGAGCUAAUCACCGGCUAUCGUUAUCGUCAUCGGCAUGCACGCAAUAAUAUGAGUCUCUAUAUGCCGCAUACGACGACAACGCUGAAUGGCGGCGAUGGUGCCAGCACAGUGGGGCAAACUGCUAACUACGCUGGCUACAGUCGACGCUGUCGCAACAACAAGUCCGCAGCUGCGAAUCGUCUUAUUAAAUAAACAAACAUUUCUGUUUUUUUUUUGUUUUGUAUACAUUUAUAGCAUAUGUAUAACUAUUAUUUUGUUAUUUGUAUUAUGUGUAUGUGUACUCGUAUUGUAAGCCAAACUAUUUUGUAGCUUAAGCCUCCACAUAACCCAUCAAAAAGCAUAUUUUGUGCCAUUAUGUGAUGUUUAUAGUUUUUAUGCUAGUAGUUUAUCCCUAAACAUAACUGUUUGUUGUUUUCCAAUUGU